GUACGAAUUAAGUGGGCCCCAAAUACUGCUAGCAGGUAACACUACCGAUGUCGGUUACAUUAAGGAAAUAAAUGAUUUGAUGAUGAUGUAGCUAGGAAAUCAACAGUACUGCACAAAUAAGGGGCCCAGGAAUUUGAUCAUGAUAUUGGCCAUGAUUCUGAUUGACUUGACAUAGACAGAAGAUGGCACAAGAAAACGGUUUUGAUAUUGCAGAUGGCAUAGACCUAGUAGAGGCAGCCACAAGGGAGGUGAAGUUUCUGGAGAAAGUUGAUCAACAGCCAUCUCUAUACAAUGGUCCCAUAGUGAGAAGGGCAAUUUACAGGUAUGAGUGUCUGUGGCUCCCCCUGGCGGCCAAGCACAACAACAGGACUCUGGUGGCUCCAUUGGAUAUUGCCUGGGUAUGGCACUGCCACAUGCUGGCACCAGUGGCCUACACAAGGGACUGUGAGAAGGCUGUGGGAUGUGUAGUUGACUUCAAGAUCUUCCUCAAUAACAGGGACAAUCAGUAUAAUAUGGACCUGGCCAGGUCCUACUGGGAAGAAAUGUACCCUGGUGAGCCGUUUGCAGUUUGUCUGGAUGAAGCAAGCUGCUCAAACACAGACUUUACCUCCUCAUUUACCUACGACAUAGAAAAAGCUGUAGGGAGACAGCAGGCUUUCUACUAUCAAGUUUCUCUUCCUCAUUAUCUUGAUAAAAAGUUUGUGGCUAAAGGUUUGAAGCGCUAUGAAAAGUUUUUGUCUGUAAAGAAAAGUAAUCCAGACCUUUUCAUUGUACCAUGUUAUGACACAGAUCUGAUCUGGCACACACAUCAACUACAUCCUGUUAAGUAUAAAGAGGAUACAGUGAGAAUUCUCGGAAAACAUUUCAACCAUGACGAUUCUGUCAAUGACAGAAGCUUGGGGUCAAAACUUUGUACAGCAAGUGAGGAGACACAAACACGUUGGCGAGAGAUGUUUGGGGAAGAUUUUUCAAACUUUGGAGCCAUGUACAGAGGAGAUUCGCCUGCAGGCAAACUAUGUGUGGUACCAAUGGCACCAAUUUAUGCUGAAUGUACAAAAAUUGCCAGUUUCACCAUUCAAAAUAUUGACAUUGACAAUGAAACUAUGCAUCCAAAGAAAAUUGCCAAUGUGAAGUUCAUAAGUAUAUUGGAAGGUGGUAUAGACUUAGAAUUGUUGAAAUUAAAAAGACCACAUGAUCAUGGCCAGGGGCUUUGGAAUGAGGCAAAUUUAUCAACAGUUAACAAAAGUUAUGAAAUUGACACAUACUAUAGCAGAACAGUUGAUCUAAGGCUGAGCAGGAAAUCAGGGUUUGUGAAAAAAUUCACAGGUAAACCUUCCAGAGUCACUGGGAAAUUUGAUGUUGAUUCCAUACUGAAAAAAUGUUUGGCAAACAGUGAAAAGGUUACAAGUGUUGGAAUUGUAUGUGAAAUGUCAGACGGUUCCAUCAUGAAGUUAAAACAGAACGUUGAGAUUACUAAAAUAUCUCAGUGUCGUCUAGGAGUAUCCAUAGGAUCAUUUGAAGAUGCGGUCAUGCCUGAAGUGUCCGAGCAACUGUGGGGUCCUAUUCCUUUACCACGUCUUCCACCUGGACAGCAGAAUUUGUGUUCUGUAGCAUCACACAGGAUAAGGAACACCAAUGGUAAGGUGAUGUUUACCUGUCGUGUAAUACAUAGCGUGGCCCUGUUGACGUCUGCCGUCCAGAUCUACUACCAGGACAAACUGGCUGUCGUCUGUCAUCUAGUCGGCACUGACCAGCUGCCUCUGCCCUCCCAGGUAGAUGAUGGAGACAAGUGUGCAGUCCUCAACCCCUGUAAGGGAGAACGGGCUAUACUCAUUAAAAACAAGAGGGGAGACUGGGGAGUUGUAGUAGCAGGUUGGACCGGUCGGAAACCGGGUGUUCCAGGAACCAAAGGUAAGCGUGGAACACCUGGAAGUCCAGGUCAUCUAGGGGUUAAAGUCUUCCAUACAUCUAAGAAAACAUGGACAACAGCAGAGGUAGAGAUGAAUCACCAUUCAGAACAAUACACAGUCAAGUGUGAUGGUGUGACAAUGGAAUUAAUUGAUGGGACAAUUACCUACAAGAAAAACUUUACAGAGAUGGCUGAGAACUUGGGACUUGUUUUCUGUAUCUCUCUCCUCCAUGUUCUCUGUCAGCCUCGGCCAAAAAACUGGCAACCCGGCCAGCCACUUCAGACAAAGGCCCAAAACCGAGGACGGGUUCACAUCCAACAAUUACCGUCUGAGGAACAUCUGAUGCUCGCAGGGAUGGGAUUGUUGAUACUCACACCUUGCAAUCACUUCAUCCGGCACAAGUUUGGACUACACAAGUCCAGACACUACUUCCUGCACGGAACCCAGGACUUCAGUGAUGGGAGUGAUGAGGAAGGGGGAGAUUUAUCCCAGAUAAACGCAGAGCUAGGGAAUGAAGGAACUAGAGGACACCUGGACUUGGAACUAAAGCUUGAUGACAGUGAACAAGAAACAGAGGAGGAUGACUGGGAGUUUGAUGUAGACCUGGAGGGGGGUGCUGAGGCGGAGGACACAGGGGGCUGUGGUGGAUGUGGAGGUUGUGGGGGAGGGGGUGAUGGAGGUGGGUCAGGAUGGGGAGGAGACGGUGAUGGAGGUGGUGGUGGACAUGGGGGUUGGGGCGGUGAUGGGGAAGGUGGAGGAGAUGGAGGAGUGUAA
Molecule: messenger RNA, 2684 nt
Organism: Mizuhopecten yessoensis (Yesso scallop)
Lineage: Eukaryota; Metazoa; Mollusca; Bivalvia; Pectinida; Pectinidae
Exons: 7
Coding region: 183-2684 (833 amino acids)
Source: RefSeq, a predicted model, not a curated record